AUGUCUACCACGGAAGCACUCGCUUUUCCUGAACUUGUUGAGAUCCUGCCAGCUGGCAGUUCUGUCAAAGGCAGAAUGACCACUCACUGGCCCGAGGGAAAGGGCCAGCCGGGUGAAAAAAUGCGCACAGAGUUGUUCAUGGUGGAACCCGUGCUCUUUACCGCAGAGCAGACACCUGAUUUGUAUGAGGACGGACUUGCCCUCCUAAUGGUAUCAAAGGCCGAGGACGGCCAACAAAUUCUGCACUGGAUUGUAGAAGACCUUUCACUCAGCGACAGCUAUGUGGCCGUGGAAAGAGGCCGCACCUUGGUGCGGUACAUACCACCGAGCGCGACCAUGAGGAUGCCCCAAUCGUCGUGUUAUGACCUCUCUCGGGUCGGAUUCAAAACUACAGAAUUCGUUGCCGCCCUUGGAAAGGUGAUUGCUGCUUCUGUUAUUUAUCUCCAGAAGGACAACUAA
This is a messenger RNA of Pyricularia pennisetigena, 459 nucleotides long. RefSeq lists its product as uncharacterized. NCBI's taxonomy places the organism in Eukaryota, Fungi, Ascomycota, Sordariomycetes, Magnaporthales, Pyriculariaceae. The record is from RefSeq and is a predicted model, not a curated record. The transcript is spliced from 3 exons. The coding region runs from base 1 to 459 and encodes 152 amino acids.